GAACCAUUCUAGAUUUCGAGACAAUAUAUAUUCGUGCUAACACGUGGAUAAGAUUCAGUCAGAGCAAUGAAGCCCUUCCUGAUACUUCAUGCGAUACUUCCGGGGCUCUUGGGGUUCAGCUAUGAUGAGCACAUUCCCCAGCUCAAAGGAAUGCAACAGCUCACAAUUUUUCCGGCGACCCCGGCACAACAAUCUGUACUUAAAUCCUUCGAGGAUAAUCCGAAUAUCGAUUUUCUAAGAAUGAGUCGGCCUUCAUUAAAUCCAGUUGAUGUUCUGGUGACGGCUGAUGAAGAAUUAAAUUUCAAAAAAAUGUUAAAUUUCAACAAAAUUCAAUAUAACGUGACUAUCGAAGACGUUGAGAAAGCCGUAGCUGAAGAAAGAUUCACCAACACGAUGCGUCGAAUGCAAUCAAGACUCUUGUCUUUUGGUCCCAGAAGAAUCAGAGCAUUUAAUUAUUAUCCACGAUUUGCCGAGAUUGAAGAGUACUUGACCAUUCUUACUCAACUGUAUAACAAAACCACUAAGCUCAUCAAAAUUGGGCAGAGUCAUGAAGGCAGGUCAAUCUAUGUAGUGAAGAUUUCUAACGGUGGUCAAAACAAGCCUGCUAUCUUGAUUGAUGCUGGAAUCCAUGCACGAGAGUGGAUUGCACCAUCAACUGCACUCUAUGCUCUUCAUCAAUUGGUCACGAAUCAAAGUACCAGCGAUCUGUAUGCAAAUGUUGAUUGGUACAUCCUUCCAAGUCUCAAUCCUGAUGGUUACGAAUAUACCCACGAGAGUUACCGAUUUUGGAGAAAAACUCGCUCAUCAAAUGCUAAUAGUCGAUGUGUGGGUACCGAUGCUAACAGGAACUUCGACUUCAAGUGGAUGACCAUCGGAGCAUCCAAUAAUCCUUGUUCCGAUACUUACGCCGGUAGCAAAGCAUUCUCCGAAGUCGAGACCUGUGCAUUAAGGAAUUUCAUGCUAGCGAAUAAGGAUACAAUUAAAGUAUACUUAACUCUUCACUCUUACGGACAGUACCUGUUGCAUCCAUGGGGCUGGACUUCAGAUUUACCCACCAAUGAACCUCUUCUCCGUGAAGUUGGCGUGAAAGCCGCGGCGGCUGUCUAUAAGGAAUAUGGAACUGAAUAUGUUGUUGGAAGUUCUACCAAUGUCUUAUAUGCUGCCGCCGGCGGUAGUGACGAUUGGGCUUUAGCCGUUGCCGGCGUAGACUUAGCAUACACCAUCGAAUUACCUGGUGGAAGAUUCGAUCCUCCGGCGAGUCGUAUUGUUCCAGUUGGCAUCGAAACAUUCCAAGCAUUCAAGGUUUUCCAGCAAUAUAUUGCAGAAAAAUACAUUUCUAGAAAUUCGAUUUAGUUUACAUUUAUAUUUUUGUAUUUUUCCCCGAACAUAAUUUUCUUAAAUCAAUAUAAUAUCAAAUAACAGUUACUCAUUACAUUA
This is a messenger RNA of Fopius arisanus, 1437 nucleotides long. Its product is annotated as carboxypeptidase B. NCBI's taxonomy places the organism in Eukaryota, Metazoa, Arthropoda, Insecta, Hymenoptera, Braconidae. The transcript is spliced from 8 exons. The coding region runs from base 67 to 1353 and encodes 428 amino acids. The record is from RefSeq and is a predicted model, not a curated record. Gene Ontology annotation, biological process: proteolysis. Gene Ontology annotation, molecular function: metallocarboxypeptidase activity; zinc ion binding.